AUGAUUGACCCGAGGAACAUUUUGAAUAUUUGCAUCUGGAUACUGCUUAUAGCCUCAACAUGUAUUUAUUCUAAUGACUUCCUGUCCUCUCACAGUGAGGUGGAGCUCCUGCUGCUGGACCAGCGCGAGGUGUGGGCUGCAGAGGACGGCUGGCUGCUGUUCGACCUGACCGCCACCAGCAACCUGUGGCUGGUGAACCCGGAGCAGAACCUCGGGCUGCACCUGGUGCUGGAGGACAGCCACGGCCAGAGGAGGAACCCCCGUCUGGUGGGGCUGGUGACGGGGAACGGGUCUCAGGAGAAGCAGCCCUUCAUGGUCGCCUUCUUCAAAGCCAAUGAGGUGCGAUUCCGCAGUGUCCGAUCCGCGCAAGGACCCAAGGGGCGCCAAGGGAACCGCUCCAAACCCCAGAGGACGGUCCAAGACGCUCUGAAGGUCGUGGAGGCUGCAGCAGAUACCCUCAGCCUCUCCAAAGAGGGAUGUAAAAAGCACGAGCUGUAUGUCAGCUUCAGAGAUUUGGGAUGGCAGGACUGGAUCAUCGCACCAGAGGGCUACGCAGCGUUUUACUGCGAGGGAGAAUGUGCCUUCCCUCUCAACUCCUACAUGAACGCCACCAAUCAUGCCAUCGUGCAAACUCUGGUGCACUUUAUCAACCCGGACACGGUGCCUAAGCCGUGCUGCGCCCCCACCCAGCUCCACGGCAUCUCAGUGCUCUACUUUGACGACAGCUCCAACGUCAUCCUCAAGAAGUACCGCAACAUGGUGGUCAGAUCCUGCGGCUGCCACUGACCGCUUGCAACCCCCUCCUGUGAGUUUGUGAACAAAUCUGGAGGGACGCUGAAGAAAGGCAGAUGUGAAAGAGCCAGAGACGAGAUGAUUGACAGGCUGGUCAUCAGGGAGCUCCUGCCAGCUUUAAUCUGGAGAACUGCUUUUAUGAGCAGCAGCUGAGCCUCACAUGCAGCAUGAACCACUUCCACAAACCUUUCCAAACUUUUGCUAACAAAGAAAGGAUGAACAAAGGGGUUUGUUUUCCUUUCCUUUUGAGAUUGACUAGAACAAGUGCAUUAAAAGGACACUGAGCAAUGUUGAGCUACUUCAGAGACUCAAAUAAAACAUUCAGUGCUAGCAACAGAAAGUAAAAACACACCUAUCUGAAUUUAAAUGAAGGGUCUUCUUGCAUUUAGAAUAUAAAACACUGCCUGGGUGG
Molecule: messenger RNA, 1204 nt
Organism: Notothenia coriiceps (black rockcod)
Lineage: Eukaryota; Metazoa; Chordata; Actinopteri; Perciformes; Nototheniidae
Product: bone morphogenetic protein 7
Exons: 5
Coding region: 1-786 (261 amino acids)
Biological process (GO): BMP signaling pathway
Cellular component (GO): extracellular region
Molecular function (GO): cytokine activity; growth factor activity
Source: RefSeq, a predicted model, not a curated record